CUCAACAGGCCAUCCGAUAAUUCCACGACCAUCAAGAUGAAGUGCACUUCCCUUCUCGCCCUUUUGGGCGCCAGCCUGGCCACCGCCCAGUUCACAAACCAGACCGAGCCCUUUUGGCUUAAGUUCACACCUCGCAACAGCAGCUCUGACGAAACCUACCUCACAUCUUGCCAUUCGGGCGCCGCCCAAGCUGGCCUCUGUCCGGAGAGCCAAAGCCCCGCCACGCACACGCAGUACUUCCUCAAUGAGACCCAAACCAACUUCCGGGACUACGCCCUCGGUGCCCUGACCUGGAAUCAGCCCUUGGGUAGCGCGGGCUCAGUCUCUUCCGGCAUGGAGCUCAACCUGCAGCUCGUCUCCAACGGCGCCAUUCCCAUCUUCUCGCCCGGCAACGGAGCUCUGUUCAAUCUAGGUUUCGACGAGAACGAGAAGCUCUUCAUCCAUUCCCGCGCCGACGACUCCAGGGCCACACCUAACGACCCUCACUUCUCCGAGGAGGUGUAUUACCGCUGGCACAUCUGUUGGACGUUUGUUGGCAACUACUACUACAAGUCUCUUGUCUGGAUCACGGCCGGUGCUGCGUCCAACCCUACCUGUGCCGCCGUCGAUGUUUAUAGAGAAUGGGCUUCGUCUUCCUGAAUAUUUUCGGUUCUACUGCCGGUCGUGACACGAGUACGGCCAUAAUGCCUUCAGCUAGAACCCCGGAUUCGUCUCUAGCUCUGCUUAGAGAUCAAGCCCAGCCUCACCAAUCACGAAACAUACAACCCACCACCACUCCUCGUCUGAGAGUUUCAAGGCUCCGUGGCUGGGGAUAUCAAACCUCACAAUACCUAAUAGUA
Molecule: messenger RNA, 839 nt
Organism: Colletotrichum destructivum
Lineage: Eukaryota; Fungi; Ascomycota; Sordariomycetes; Glomerellales; Glomerellaceae
Exons: 2
Coding region: 37-639 (200 amino acids)
Source: RefSeq, a predicted model, not a curated record